Messenger RNA from Paramecium tetraurelia, 529 nucleotides. RefSeq lists its product as uncharacterized. NCBI's taxonomy places the organism in Eukaryota, Ciliophora, Oligohymenophorea, Peniculida, Parameciidae. Gene Ontology annotation, molecular function: zinc ion binding; mRNA binding. Gene Ontology annotation, biological process: mRNA splicing, via spliceosome. The record is from RefSeq and is a predicted model, not a curated record. Gene Ontology annotation, cellular component: nuclear speck. The transcript is spliced from 4 exons.
AUGUCAAUGAGUGAUCAGAGCAAGACAGAAAAUCGGAUAUUUGUAACAGGAUAUUCAACAAAAGAUAAAAAUGAGGAAGAUAUCAAGACUCUUUUUUCCAAAUAUGGAGAAAUUAGUGAAUUUUCAUGGAAGGGUCGUUUUUGUUUCAUUGCUUAUUCAAAAGCUGAAGAAGCUACAGAAGCAGUGAAUGAAAUGAAUUAAAAAGAUUUAGAUGGAAAUACUUUUGUCGUUGAGAUAGCUCGAGCCAAAAAAAAAGACGGUGAAUGCUAUCAAUGCGGCAGAAUAGGCCAUUUUGCUCGUAAUUGUAGAUAAAAAAGAAGAUCUUCAAGUUCAAGUUCAAGACGCCACAAAAGAAAGAGUAGGAAGUAUAAAAAGAGAAGUCCCUCCAGUUCUUCAAGUUCGUCUUCUUCCUCAUCUUCAAGGGAUAGGAAGAAGAAAUAAAAAACUAAAAAAAGAAAAUAAUCCUCCUCAUCAAGUGAUUGAUUUUAAAAGAAUUUGGAUAUAUAUCAAUGAUUUAAAAUUAUCGUGU